UGAAACCCAGAGUUUUGUCCGCUUAUCCGUAUCUCUUUUGGCGUAGUCAUGCCGUUGAAUGCCCUUUACGGCUACUACGUUUUCGAUCACCUAGAAGAGGCGCCGAGGAUAUUUCACGUCUCGUUGUUUCUGGGCAGUGUGGGCUUGGUGCUCACUACUGCAUUCUCCUUGCACCAGGUGUUCCAUGACCAGAUGACCCUGGAGCAGACUUUGCAUCGAGAAGGCCAUGCAGUGACGCCGAUGAAUGUCCAGUUGGCCAUGGCGAUCAGCACUCUUCCAAUCUUUACAGCGGGAGUCGCCUACACAUCCCUGUGGGUCCCAGCGCUUGGCUUUGUGCUGGAAUUGCUUAUUGCAAUUUUCUCUUGCAUCGCCAUUGGCUCUUUAGUGCAGUACUUUUUGCAAGCUUUGGGCGAGCCACCAGCCCCACGGCGGCUCAUGCGAAAGGUGCCAAAGAGACGGUGGUGGUGUGGAUCCUUGUGUGGAGGUGUCAAUGACCUGCUUCCAGCCUUAGGGCACUUUUGGAGCAAGGAGCCUCACAGACUACAACUUCACGACCUUCGGUUUGCUUUUCGGGUCGUGGCCUUUUUCAUUUGGAGCUACGUCAUUUUGAGCACGUGGCAAGCAGGAGUGAGCAUGGUACCGACACAGGUUGAGCGCGUACCUGGUGGCUGGUGCGUUUACCCCAAGCCAAUCGGAAACACAAUGCAGGUGAUUUUGAUCGUUUUUGCAAUCUCCUCCACCUUCGUUGGAACUGCUGGUCUUUCCAUCAUAGCGAAUGGCGUGGCCUACGCUCUGGGCGAGGUUGAUGGAGACCUCAGCAAAGAAAAAUACAACGUUCUGAAGAAAGCGGGCGUUGGACAGAUUUAUUUGCAACUGCCUUUGCUCAAGGUGUUCAUGUGCUUGGUUCCAAUUAGUUAUUCCUCUCCCAAAAUCAUGGUGCCCAAAACCGACUCAUCAACUUUGCUCCCUAGUGGAGGGUGGCAAACAUCUGGUGAAUAUGUGCCUUGCCCUAUCUAUGACCACGACGUGGUGGUACAUUUGAUGUACUGCACGGUGGUGAUAACAUUGAUGGCCUACACGUCUUAUCACAACAUGAAGCUAUACAUUCCCUCCCGUGACCGGGACGUUGCAAAACAAUUGAGAGAGGAAUUAGAGUCCCGGCUUGCUGCCACUGAGAAUGAUGAGGAUAUGCAAGGUACAGAUACAUCAGUCGGAAACCGACCUUGAGCAAUUCGCAAAUGUUCACAGUAUGUUCACAGUCUACGGACAACAGUGAUGAAACUGUCACAAUGUGAUCCCAACUAGAGGGUUGACCGGGUGGCAGUGAAAAAAACGUGAUUGCAGGAUGCUGAUUUUAAAAUGCUUUUA
Messenger RNA from Cladocopium goreaui, 1368 nucleotides. NCBI's taxonomy places the organism in Eukaryota, Dinophyceae, Suessiales, Symbiodiniaceae. The record is from the annotation of a GenBank genome assembly.